AUGCCAGAAGUCACCUAUGAAGAUGAAAUUAUGUUCGAUGCAGAGAAAUAAUUCCAUGAAACUUUGAUAUAUACAGGUAGAUAUAUCCCAGUUGAGGGAGAUUUACUAGAUCAAUGUCUGGGAGACUAGAUUAAUCUCAAGCAAUAUGCUUUGCCAAUUGUCAGAGUCAAGCAAAAUAAAUACUUGAUUGGCACCGAGCUAGUUAUUUUAAUGAAAUAAGGUGUACUCAUCAAUGUAAGGAUUGGCAGAAGCCUGAUGAGAUUUGAAUAAUACUUAAGUAAGGUUGAGCGAUUAGAGAAAGACAAAAUUAAGAUGGAGAUUAAGAGGAGGAAGGUGUCUUGCAAGAUCGUGAUUUUGGAACUGCUUAUAAAGUUUGGAGCACCUAUUGAAACCAUCGAAAGAUAUUAGGCUAUGCAUGAUGAUGAGUUUCCAAAGAUAGAUAUUACAUAAUCCAGCAUUAAUGUCAGUUUUAUAAAAAAUCCUGAGGAGCCUGAUUAGCUGGAAUUAUAAGCAACUAAAAAUCACUUGCUAGAUGAGACAUUAAGAGAAGAAAUAUUGGUAUGCUAGUGA
Molecule: messenger RNA, 570 nt
Organism: Stylonychia lemnae
Lineage: Eukaryota; Ciliophora; Spirotrichea; Sporadotrichida; Oxytrichidae
Source: the annotation of a GenBank genome assembly